This is a messenger RNA of Spodoptera littoralis (African cotton leafworm), 2430 nucleotides long. Lineage: Eukaryota; Metazoa; Arthropoda; Insecta; Lepidoptera; Noctuidae. The record is from the annotation of a GenBank genome assembly.
AUGAGCGAGGAACAGGAACAGUGCGACUCGUUCAACUCGUGGGAGCUGAACGGGUUGAAUUCCUUGGACCUAUGGGACUACACAGUCGAGCUGGAGUGCCUGCAAGGAACCGAAGAUUUGCAGUUGGCAGCAGAACUCGGCAAGACCCUAUUGGAGAGGAACAAGGAACUCGAGACAGCUCUGCGUCAGCACCAGAACAUCAUUGAAGAUCAAACACAAGAAAUCGAGUACUUAACGAAACAGACGGUCGCUCUCCGUGAGGUGAAUGACUCCAGGUUGAGGAUCUACGAGCAACUAGAAGUUAGCAUUCAAGACUUGGAGCGAGCCAACCAUAGGCUAGCUGUCGACCAUGCCGCCGACAAGAAACACAUUAAAACUCUGUGCGCCAAUAUUGAAACACUCGAGAACAAAUGUGAAGAUCUACAAAAGACUGUCGAUGACCUGAACGCCCAGCUGGAGAUCUCUAGGCGAAGGGCAGAACGGAAAACAGAAGUAGAAGUACCCAAAGAAAAAGAGAAAUCAGUCGAACUUACUCUAAGCGUCAAGAAGCCUGAUGUAAACAGUACACCGGUCAAAACGGUAGCACCUCUUCCAGAACUGACUAAAGAGGACGAGGACUUACUCAGGCUAAGCGAUGAACUCAGAGAGAGCAAGGUAGCCUUUGCACAAGAACAAAGAAGGGUGACGGAACUGGAAGAGCAGUUGGCGUCAAUGAUCCAGGAGAACAACAGACUAAACGACCAGUUCAGGAACUGGCAACAACGAGAAGACGAACCCAAGUCCAUGCAUGAGGAGUUCGCUAUCCUUGAAGAAGUCAGACAAGGACAACUAUGCAUAAGAUGCCUAAGAGGCGUGGAGAGAGGCGAUGACAUGUCCUCAAUGCUAGAUGGAGACGAUGACGAUAGAAGCGCAAUCAGCUCCCUAAUCCUCCCUCCGUCUGGCCAAGACAGUCCACGGGAAGAUCUUGUUACUAACAAACUUGUCAAAUUCGACAAUGCCAAGGAAAAGUUACUCCAAGGUAUAUGGGCAAACAAAGAAGAUGGCCAUGAUAACCCUUACAGAGAACUGGUGCAAAAGUACGAGGCUCUUUUAGAAGUUCAACUGUCACAGGUUAAGAACAUCAGAAAGACCAAACCCAUCACUUUGCCCAGCAAUCAGAACCCGUGCGGUCCUUUGUCUCUUCAGGAUGAACUACAAACGUCCGGAGACUACAGUCAGUUCAGUGUCAAGGACACUGACGAGGAAAGCGGCCACGGUGAAGAACAGAAAGGAGUCGGCCAAACAAAGAAGGUUGAUACCACUUCUCGAAAGAAGAUUAUACAAACUCCGGACUUCUCGGAAGCAGAGACUUCCAGCUCCGGAUUUUCAGAUGAGACCAGCAACAAAGCGACACAGACGGAACGUGAGCGACCGGGCUCAUUCCUGUGCACAAUCGCUGACGGUGAGGACUACCGUUUCAGUAUUUACGAUGACGUUAGCCCCAUGGACAGUCGAUUCCGCAACAGACCAGAGUACCGCGAACUAUUCAAGGAAAUCUUUACCAUCCUUAAGAAGGCGGCGGAGAACAAAGACGAUGGAGAGCAACUGCCACUCCUCGAUGAUACCACGGCUGACAAGGUUCCACCCGUUACUCCCGCGAACGAGGAAGCGCCCGGCAACUUCACUGAUGAUACGCAGAGCGUAUUUUCGUCUGUGAUGUCUGAACAAUCAAUUCCAGUGUCUGAUAUUACCAUGCCUGAAACACCAACUUUGAAGGAAAAAGAGAAACCCCAGCCAGAAGUGGUCAAAAAGGAGGAAAACAGCAACAAAGAGAACAAACCUGUGGCGGAAAGCACCACGGAUAAGCCAAAACCAAGUUCCGCACGCCAGACUAAAGAGCAAAGCCACUCAAAAGUGAGAGACCAGAGCAUGCAAAGGGAGCAAGAAAAGGAGAAAGAAAGAGAAACCGAAAAAGAAAAGAAGGAUGAGAAAGAACGGGUCCUGACUCCGUUGGUGCGUCAGCCACUAGAAUACAUAGCGGCCACUAGAAAGAAGUCCAGACAUCGCAACAGAAAACAUAGCCAAGACCGGCAGGGCGCAGACUCUCCAGUAUUCCCGUCACCACCUAAGAUCACGUACCAGAAGUCAUCGAACAAGAAGAGGAGGGACUACAGGCCGAUUGAGGCGAGUCCCCUUGUCAGGGCAGCCGAGAGCGAGUGGAACGGUUCCACGCUACAGUUUUACAACAGGAACAUGAAUUCUCCAACACCCAGCGCAAGCGGCCGGACGGGCAAAAUUUACCAAGGAUGGAACCCCGAGACUGACUCGUGGGACAUCAAACAGAGUACGGCGUCACAAGAAAUACACAAACUGAGGAAGCUGGAGCUUUCCUACGCUGAAGUAUUGAGGAACGCCGACAAAACUAAACCUAGGCGCAAGAAACACCAAUAA